CAUUGUGGCCUUUAGAGAUAAGUGCGGCUUUACUGAACACCAACAGCAAAAGCAAAGCUACGAAGAACGACGAUAAUCGCAAUUAUGCGUGUGCUAUGGGGAUCGAUACGGUGUCGAGAGGUGGCGUACAGCAGAGGGCGAGUCGACACACGCCUCACGAGCCGACCUUUGCAUACAAGUAGCGUCUCACUACGGACCCGGCACGCCAGUUCGUGUUGACGUUUCGAACUGAUCGGAACAGAACGUGUAUCUCGCGGGAGCGCUCGCGAGUGAUCUUCCUUCUUACACACAGGCCCGCACAACGCAGUUAUAGGGCAGGAUCCAUCAUCAUCGUCGGCGGAUGUUAAUACGGAUUGCAUUAGGCAUCGUGAAGAGCAAAACGAGACAAGUGCAUAUCGGAGGAUCGGCUUUGAUUAGCGCUCCGUUGACUACGCGCGUGUGUCAUGGUUCAUUCCCCUUUUCGGGCGGACUUAGCUGAUACUGUCACCUUCCGUUCCAUUGUGCGCGCGCCUCUUUCGGUUAAAGUGUGUCCACAAACAAUCGGACGUAAAUUUGAUAAUUGCUUCUGUGAUCUUGUGUAAACUUUACGCGUUCUGACUGUUGGUUGGUUGGUUGGUUGGUAGGCUGGUUGGAAGCAAGCUGAUCAUCGUCGUGAGUUUUGAGCUCGAUCGUAAACAUGGGCACCCGCUGCAGAAACGUGUUCCGUAAUGUGUAUGGUGGCGGCGUUCGUCGAAGCAGUGAUCCUAAAUUGGUGGUGACGUUUGCUGUUAUGGGCAUGAUCGGUUGUUUCGUGAACGUAGUUUUUGGAGCAAUGUACACCUCAGGCAACGAAUCCUCAACCGAGGGUCUUCUCUAUCCGAUUGAAUCGGAAACGCGCGAACUGAAGAAACUGGACGGUAUGUGGAACUUUGUGCGCUCGAACAGCAACAGUCCGUCGCAGGGUAUUCGCGAGAAGUGGUAUAUGGAUGAUUUGGCACGGUUUCGCAAAACGAUCGGCAUGCCAGUACCGAGCAGCUACAAUGAUAUCACGGAGGAUGCAGCACUUCGCGAUCACGUCGGAACGGUGUGGUACGAUCGCAAGUUCUUCGUCCCGAAGGCCUGGUCGAAGGGAGAUGAUCGAGUGUUCAUACGCUUCGGUUCUGUACACUACGAUACAAUUGUGUGGAUUAACGGAGUACAGGUUACGAAGCACGAGAUAGGUCACCUUCCCUUUGAGGCGGACGUAACGAACGUCCUCAAGUACGGUGCCGAGAACCGUAUAACCGUGCUAUGUGACAAUGUGUUGCUGCAGGUGACAAUUCCUCAAGGCAAAGUGGAUAAUCAACCGAUAGACAACGGCGUUGAAUUGGUCCAAUCGUACACGUUCGAUUUCUUCAACUACGCUGGAAUUCAUCGCUCGGUAGUCCUGUACACGGUACCGCAGAUCUACAUCAAGGACGUUGCGAUUCAUACCAGCUACGAAGGAGAUGAAGGCCGAAUCGACUAUCAGGUCACUAUCAGUACGAACGAAACUGAGAAUCUGCAGCUGACGGUGAAGCUGUACGAUCGCAACGGAACACACGUCAGCACGGACGUAUCGGAAGCGAAGCUGCAGGGCACGGUUGUCAUUCCACAGGUGAAACUCUGGUGGCCAUACCUGAUGGAUCCCGAACCGGGCUAUCUCUACACGAUGGAGAUCACACUGGGCAAAGCCCAAUCAAACGAGGCACCUACCGAAACCAAAGAGGACACGGUGCUCGAUGUGUACCGCAUGAAAGUUGGCAUCCGUACCUUGCGAUGGAACAAUAGUUCGUUCCUUAUUAACGAAAAGCCUAUUUACUUCAGAGGAUUUGGACGCCACGAAGAUUCUGAUAUACGUGGCAAGGGAUUAGAUUUAGCGCUUCUCACCAAAGAUUUCAACCUGCUCAAAUGGGUCGGUGCCAACGCCUAUCGGACAUCACACUAUCCCUACUCGGAGGAAAGCAUGCAGUUUGCGGACGAACACGGUAUCAUGAUCAUUGACGAAUGUCCCAGCGUCGAUACAGAGAAUUAUUCGCAGAUACUGCUUGUAAAACAUAAAUCCAGCAUUGAGCAGCUAAUUCACCGAGACCGAAACCAUCCCAGUGUAGUGAUGUGGUCGAUCGCAAACGAGCCUCGCACUGGUAAGCUGGGCGCGGACGCUUACUUUGCAGCCGUGGCACAAUAUACAAAAAAGCUGGACCCGACGCGCCCCAUAACUGCCGCUAUUGCCGUGAACGUCAAUGAUGAUCUUGCUGCCCAGCAUUUGGACAUCGUCAGCUUCAACCGGUACAAUGCGUGGUAUGCUAACGCUGGCAAACUCAACAUGAUCACGAACCGCGUUAUUGAGGAAGCUGAAGCAUGGAACAAGAAACACAAUAAGCCAGUUCUAAUGUCAGAAUAUGGCGCUGAUACGCAGGAAGGACUACAUACGCUUCCAGCCUACAUCUGGUCGGAGGAUUACCAAACGCGUGUCUUCAGUCAGCACUUUAAGGCGUUCGAUGCACUUCGAAAGCAGAACUUCUUCAUCGGGGAGUUUGUUUGGAACUUUGCGGACUUUAAGACAGCGCAAACGUACACCCGAGUUGGUGGUAACAAAAAAGGUAUCUUUACCCGCAACCGGCAACCGAAGGCAGCCGCCUACCUGUUGCGCCAACGGUACCACGCGUUGGGUGAGCUAGGCAAGAGUUUCCUACCGGAAGAUCUGUUCCUCUACACAGCUCCGGACACCAACCAGCUAGUCAACGAGCGCACCGAACUGUAGAACUGCUUAACUCCAACCCACUUACAUCGUAAGAGUGUAAAAACACAAAGUAUUCGACAAUCUUUUGUAUGUUCUUUAUCUAUCGUAUAAGUGUUGAAAAGUAAUUACGUCUGGACUGAUAAUAC
Molecule: messenger RNA, 2886 nt
Organism: Anopheles stephensi (Asian malaria mosquito)
Lineage: Eukaryota; Metazoa; Arthropoda; Insecta; Diptera; Culicidae
Product: beta-glucuronidase-like
Exons: 10
Coding region: 677-2761 (694 amino acids)
Biological process (GO): carbohydrate metabolic process; glucuronoside catabolic process
Molecular function (GO): beta-glucuronidase activity; carbohydrate binding
Source: RefSeq, a predicted model, not a curated record